Messenger RNA from Neoarthrinium moseri, 1572 nucleotides. RefSeq lists its product as uncharacterized. Gene Ontology annotation, molecular function: adenosylmethionine decarboxylase activity. Bases 1 to 1572 code for a protein of 523 amino acids. The record is from RefSeq and is a predicted model, not a curated record. The transcript is spliced from 2 exons. Gene Ontology annotation, cellular component: cytosol. Gene Ontology annotation, biological process: spermine biosynthetic process; spermidine biosynthetic process. NCBI's taxonomy places the organism in Eukaryota, Fungi, Ascomycota, Sordariomycetes, Amphisphaeriales, Apiosporaceae.
AUGGUCGACUUUGAGCUAUCUCCCAGCCAGACUCUCGCGCCAUCUGAGGACGUCCCUCAGUUGACGAUCAAUCAUGAUGUUGCUGCCGAUCUAGAUUCUAGCAGCGCCUUCGAAGGCCCUGAGAAGCUUCUCGAGGUAUGGUUUGCGCCAAGUGCCGAUGCCCUCCCCUCGGGCACCAAGCCCGACGGCUUGAAGGCUGUCUCGGCCGACACGUGGGUGCCCAUGCUGGACGAGGUCCACUGCAAGGUCCUGUCGGUCGUCAACUCGGAGCACAUUGAUGCCUAUCUUCUCUCCGAGUCCAGCAUGUUUGUCUUCCCCCACAAGCUCAUCCUCAAGACUUGCGGCACCACCACCUUGCUGCGUGGGCUGCAGAGCCUCCUCCGCAUCGCUGCCGUUGAGGCCGGGUUUCCCUUCCACAACGUCAAGUCGGUCGAGGACCCUCAUGUGGCUGCCACCCCCUACCGCGUCUUUUACAGCCGCAAGAACUUCCUCUACCCGGAGAAGCAGCCCUUGCCUCACCGAAGCUGGGGCCAGGAGGUCAAGUUUCUGGACGACAUGUUUGAGCACGGCAGCGCCUACAUGGUCGGCAAGAUGAACGGGGACCACUGGUACCUGUACAUAACCUCUCCGCAGAGCACUCUCACCCCCCCGCGCACCCCCGAGGAGGAGCGGACCCCCACCAACUCGACCCGCCCCUGGAGGAUCCCGACCGGCCUGGCCUCUGCUUUUGACGGCGCCGCCGAGAAGAAUGAUGAGACCCUCGAGGUUCUGAUGACGGACCUCGAUCCCGAAAAUGCGAAGCAGUUCUACUUGGAGCGCGCGAGUGCGGUCGCGUGCGCCAAGCUGCCUGCGCAGAUGGACGAGGCGCGCCGGGACGCUGUUGGGAGCCUUGGCGACCUGUCAGCGAGCACCAGCACGAUCCAGACCGCCAGCACAGCCGAGAGCCUGGGUGACGAGACGUUCGAUGAGACCAGCCUGGCCAGCGAGUCCGAUCGUCCGGGCACCAACACGCCCAUGUCUGAGCUGGUCGACCCGGCCAGCCUGACGACCGAGGGCCACGCGCUGGGCACCGUCGUCUCGGACGGCUGCGGACUCUCGGACGUAUACCCGACGUCCAAGUACCCAGAUGCUCGCAUCGAUGCUUACAUGUUCAAUCCCUGCGGCUUCUCUGCCAACGGUGUCAUCCCUGCGCCUCAGAGGCUCGACGAUAACGGAGACGGCAAGUCCAACCACUACUUCACCGUUCACGUGACACCCGAACCUCAGUGUUCGUACGCCUCGUUUGAGACAAACGUCCCUGGCGGCCAGAAUGGACGUGACACUUCGGACGUCAUUGAGCAUGUGGUUGGCAUCUUCAAGCCUGGGCAUUUCAGCGUUACCCUGUUCGAGGCCAAGGGCACGGGUGAUGCUCCUGCUGGCGUGGGACGCAGCAAGCGUGUUGAAAAGAUUCAGGGGUACCGCCGGAUUGAUCGCAUCGUCCAUGACUUUGAUGAUUACGAGCUGGUCUUCCAGUAUUACGAACGCGACGGUUGGGUCGGUGGAACCGGCGUUCGUGUUGGUGAGGAGAUGUAG